Sorex fumeus (smoky shrew) is the source of this 1837-nucleotide messenger RNA. RefSeq names its product galactose-3-O-sulfotransferase 4 (gene GAL3ST4). The record is from RefSeq and is a predicted model, not a curated record. Gene Ontology annotation, cellular component: membrane. The coding region runs from base 267 to 1709 and encodes 480 amino acids. Lineage: Eukaryota; Metazoa; Chordata; Mammalia; Eulipotyphla; Soricidae. Gene Ontology annotation, biological process: glycolipid biosynthetic process. The transcript has 4 exons. Gene Ontology annotation, molecular function: galactosylceramide sulfotransferase activity.
UGGGAAAGUUGGGGCGGGCGGUGGCUGAGGCGCGCGGCCGGACAGCCAGACCCGCUUCCCCGCGGCUAGCUCAGGUGCCCGCUAGACGCUGACAGCGGCAAAAAUCUGCUAACUCAGGGGGCCGACUCUACCAGGGCUGAGGAGGCCUGGGGAAUGAGCCCCCAGAUCGCCUAUCCGUGCCUUCUGCGGCUGCACCGCUGCCCCCAGCUGCCUCUGCCCCAGUCGCCGGCCUGGCCUUCCCUGGCAUCACGCUGCCCCCGGGCCCCAUGGGCUCCCUCUCUCCAACCAGGACCAUUCGCCUCUGGGGACCUCGGAGCCUGGGGGUGGCCCUGGGUGUCUUCAUGACCAUUGGAUUUGCGCUCCAGCUCUGGGGGGGGCCCUUUCAGAAAAGGCUCCCUGGGGUGCAGGUGCAGUUCCGCAAGCCCUGGACUCCGUCCGUGGGACCCGCGCUUCUGUCUUGCCCACCCCGGCAGCACCUGGUCUUCCUGAAGACACACAAAUCCGGGAGCAGCUCGGUGCUGAGCCUGCUCCAUCGCUACGGGGACCGGCACGGGCUACGUUUCGCCCUCCCCACCCAUUACCAGUUCAGCUACCCCAGGCUCUUCCAGGCCUCCCGCGUCAAAGGGUACCACCCACAGAAUGGAGACAACCAGCCCCCCUUCCACAUCAUCUGUCAUCACAUGAGGUUCAACCUGAAAGAGGUACUUCGGGUCAUGCCUUCUGACAGUUUCUUCUUUUCCAUUGUCCGAGACCCGGCAGCUCUGGCCCGCUCUGCCUUUUCUUAUUACAAGUCCACCUCCUCGGCCUUCCGGAAGGCUCCCUCCCUGGCAGCCUUCCUGGCCAACCCACGAGCCUUCUACCGGCCCGGGGCCCGUGGGGAUCACUACGCUCGCAACUUGCUGUGGUUUGACUUUGGCCUCCCCUUCCCCCCUGAGAUGAAGAAUUCUCCUCCUGCCCGGAACCCCAACUCCGCACAGCUGCGUAUCUUGCCCUCUGGCAGUGACCCCCGAGCCCACAGCCCAGAUGCUGAUGCUCUGCUCCAUGCGGCCCCCACGGUGGCUCAAGGUCCCAGCUACACCUCCUUUGGCCUAGGGUCCUCGUCUUUCAUCCAGUGGAGUCUGGAUUGGCUGGAUUCGGUCUUUGACCUGGUCUUGGUAGCCGAGUACUUUGAUGAGUCAUUGGUUCUGCUUGCCGAUGCCCUGUGCUGGGGUCUAGACGACGUGGUGGGCUUCAUGCAUAAUGCCCAAGCUCGAGGUCAGCAGGGCCUGGGGGACACGGGGGACGGCGGGCUAACGGCUGAGGACAGGCAGCUGAGCACCCGGGCCCGAGCUUGGAACAACCUGGACUGGGCCCUCUACGUUCACUUCAACCACAGUCUCUGGACCCGCAUCAAGCAAUACGGCCAGAGCCGGCUGCAGAACGCAGUGGCCGAGCUCAGGGCCCGCCGUGAGGCCCUGGCCAAACACUGUCUGGUCGGGGGUGAGGCCUUAGACCCCGAAUACAUCACUGACAAACGGUUCCGCCCUUUCCAGUUUGGGUCGGGAAAGGUGCUAGGAUAUGUACUUAGGGACGGACUGAGCCUCCCGGACCGGGAGGAGUGCGAGCGCCUGGUGACGCCUGAGCUACAGUACAAGGACAAACUGGACGCCAAGCAGUUCCCACCGACGGUGUCUCUGCCCCUCAAGACCUCCAGGAUCCUUUCUCCAUAGGCAUCAGAUGUCUAAUUGCAGACGAGCUGGAAGCUGCUGGGGUGGGUGCGGGCGUCCCUGCUUCAUUCGGAAAGAGCGCCUGCUCCCUGCCGCGGCCGUUGCCCGGCCAGCCUCCAACUGCUGGGACU